AUGUCGUUCAGCAGCUUCUACUCGGUGGUGAACGCCAUCAAGGACAAGUCGGCGGAGGCCAUGAACACGCUGAGCUCGGACCUGCAGGACUUCAAGGCCAUCGUGCAGGAGGACGUGGCCGAGCUGUCCAAGAGCGUGCGCGAGGGCCGCCUCAGCAUCGACCGCAGCGACGGCGACUCGGACCAGGAAGAGAAGGACGAAGACCAAGACAAGGACAAGGACAAGGACAAGGACCAGGAGCCCAAGGACCCCACGCAGACCGACACAGAGCAAGAAGAGGACGGUGAAGACCCGCUCACGUCGCUCAAGAACUCGCUCUUCUCCUUCGACGUGAGCAGCACGCUGGGCUCGCUCAACUCGGUGGGCAGCAGCGUGCAGGGCUCCUUGACCUCCGUGGGCAGCAGCGUGCAGGGCUCGCUCACCUCUGUGGGCAGCAAGCUCACGGCGCUGAACGUGGGCGGCGGCCUGGGCUCGCUGGAGGCCAUGGGCUCCAAGCUGCUCAACUCGGCGGACGAGUUCCUGGGCACGCUGGCGGGCGACGACGCCGCGUACGAGGAGGACGAGGAGCUGAGCGAGAGCGAGCUGAGCGCGCGGAGGUUCCGGCUGCUGGCGCUGCAGGAGGACUCGGAGACGUACGUGGACCCGCCGCUGGACGUCGAGACGUUCGAGAAGUGGAAGGCCACGACGCCCGCCGAGGAGCUGGCUGAGAUCCAGCAGGAGGUGCUGGAGAACUACCCGACGGUGGGGGCCAAGUUCACGGAGCUCGUGCCCUCGGUCGUGGAGGCGGACGUGUUCUGGGCCCACUACGUCUACAAGGCCUCGCUGUUGGCGGCGCAGGAGCAGCGCGGCGCCGACCUGCUCGAGCAUGCUUUGAACGACAGUGAGGAGGAGAUCGGCUGGGACGUGGACUCGCCGAAGGCCAAGGACGACGAGGGCAAGCCCAUCUUCCCGGACGACGAGUCCAAGGAGGAAGAGGAUGAGGAGAAGGCGCCAGCUUCCACUGCUGCCAAUGGCCCCGCGUCGUCCAGUGACGGCGAGAGCUGGAUUGAGCUGAACGAGCGGAAGGAGUCGACGUCUUCCGGUGGCUCGUCGAGCGUGAAGGAGCCGACCAGCGGUCUGGCUGACUUGAAACUAGAGGAGGGCGAUGAAGCGGCCGAAGAGGACUCGCUCGAUUGGGGCGACGACGACGACCUCGCAGUCCCUGAGACGACUGCUACUGCUACAACGUCGGAUGCUAAGGCUACGGAGGCGACUCCGGCAGCCCAUGAGGACGCCAGCAAGCGCGGAGAGGACUGGGGCGAGUGGGACUAAGUUAAGGCGCCGGGCGGUGGAACCCGCACAUACUUCAUGCGAUCCUUUUCAACCUGGUUUUCGGUACGCUGUCGCGGCAGCUUGUAUUUUGGUUAUCGAGCUUUAUUUUCUUGUGCGCU
Messenger RNA from Phytophthora sojae, 1430 nucleotides. RefSeq lists its product as hypothetical. Bases 1 to 1311 code for a protein of 436 amino acids. The transcript is spliced from 2 exons. The record is from RefSeq and is a predicted model, not a curated record. Gene Ontology annotation, cellular component: cytoplasm. NCBI's taxonomy places the organism in Eukaryota, Oomycota, Peronosporomycetes, Peronosporales, Peronosporaceae.